This is a messenger RNA of Spirometra erinaceieuropaei, 1879 nucleotides long. The record is from the annotation of a GenBank genome assembly. NCBI's taxonomy places the organism in Eukaryota, Metazoa, Platyhelminthes, Cestoda, Diphyllobothriidea, Diphyllobothriidae.
AUGGGACUCCAAACGUUGAUCCUACUCCCGGCUGCAUUUAUCUUCCUUGGUGGCGUUUUCGGUAAGUCCGGUCUCUUAAUCCACUGCUUUGCAAUUCCCCUAUCUUGAAUCUUCAUCCCACAGUCCAUAGUUUAAUGUAAUGCAUCCCGUUCCAUGUUUGGCAUUGCAAAAACGCGCAUGAGGACGCCCUUUAUUGUUGCUGGAAUUUUGCUAAAGACAUUUGUGGACACAAUCUCCAAUCUCACCCCAGUUUGGUUCUAACUGGCAACGUCAUCUUUCCUGCUUUUAGCACGCACCGACGGACCAUCCGAUUAUAAAUUGUGCAAAGGUGAACAUACAGAGUGCACGACUAUAAACUUCAAGCCUGGAGAUCAGACCAAAGGCCAGCACUGCCGCACGGCCUGUUCACAGAAAAUGGGUCUGUAUAUUUACCCCAUACAUGCCUACUUCUGAAUGUCAAUGAGAUCUGUGUAUACAGCACCUAUUUUCAGAUUCCUGCUCGACGCGGCCAUAUAGUUUUGCAGUCAUCAACCUUCUUCUUGUCCUUUAGGGAUUUAAGCGAGAAAAUCACAGCCUACUACUGUGAAACUCCUGAAGAGCCCUGCACCUUGUAUGACGUCUACGGACGACCGGGGUACGGCAGGAACUUUGAAAUGCAUGUGCUCUGUGUGCAGGCGUGUCAAUUUGUCGCGAAAGGUAAACCGCCAUAUUGCCCCCCUCCCCCCUGCUAGCACUUGCGCGCUCGUCUACUCAGCAUUUCAAUCACCCGCAGCACUAACUUACACUCAGUUUAUCCGCAUCAAGGUUACCAUCCGAGGCGCAUUUACAUGAUGCUUAAGCAAUUACUUCUCACUUUUCAGUGGAACAGAGCACCGAGACGUCCUUUAAACUAUGCAGGGGUGUCGAGGAGAGAUGCAGUGCAAUUGAGAAGAAAGAUGGUACAUUCAAUGGCUUCAGAAAGUGCAUUUUCCGGUGUGAUGGCUGGGUGAAUUGUGAGUUUUCAUCGACAUUUAAAAUGCGUUCCACCAUCCUCGUUCUUGUUCAUCUAGUAAGCUGCCUCUUUUGUCCUCUGAAGUGGAAAAUACCAAGGAGAACACAGCAUACCUCUGUCCGCUGAGCGGCGAUUGCCAGAAGGGCCAUUACUUCACGAAGAGGAAAAAAGCAGGCGCAUUUGCCAGCUUGAAGACCUGUUUCGAGACUUGCAUGUCAGGUGAGGUUCCACAUGCAUUGCAUCUUGUCAUUGUAACCUAGUAGGUACUGGUUCGCGUACCCGUUCGCCUCCACUGCGGUAUAAGAUAGGGAAUUUGGACAGGCAUAUACAAUGUACUUCUCCACGUCUAACGGAGCUAGCAUGCAAGAUCAGCAUUCGUACAUUUGACAGGUAUAAUUACUUACAAGGAAUAAGUGCUGCCAAUAAGUUCGCGGCGAUAGUGUGACGUGAGUCUGCAUUAAGUGCAUGUGACUACAUCUAGGUUCUUAUCCUCUACUUGCGCUAAUACGUUUUAUGUAUGCCAGAAUUGAAGUAAUUAACUUGACAGACAAUUCAGCCGACGUUUCCACGAUGUCCAGCGUGUGUUGCAUAGGAACGGAGAUUCGCUCGUCAUUUAUUUCGCAGUGAAUGUAGGCUUGCGUAGCAUCUGUCGCACCUUCUUCUCCUCCGCCCGCACCUGGUGUCAAGACAGAGUCAUUCAUAAGCCUGUAGUUCGCAAGUAGUUUCAAGGCCUCACAUGGCGUUUGCUGAAUUCCGUGAAACAACGCGAUUCCAUUCUGUAACGUCAUCCUUUAAUGAUAAAUUAUUAACUAGGCGCACGGCAGAUCCGCACACUAUAUGAGAAUUACGUACUUGCUAAUAUAAACUGCUGUUUUUGUUUCAGAGUAA